Molecule: messenger RNA, 896 nt
Organism: Laetiporus sulphureus 93-53
Lineage: Eukaryota; Fungi; Basidiomycota; Agaricomycetes; Polyporales; Laetiporaceae
Product: ESCRT-II complex vps25 subunit
Exons: 6
Coding region: 114-695 (193 amino acids)
Biological process (GO): protein transport to vacuole involved in ubiquitin-dependent protein catabolic process via the multivesicular body sorting pathway
Cellular component (GO): ESCRT II complex
Molecular function (GO): structural molecule activity; protein homodimerization activity
Source: RefSeq, a predicted model, not a curated record
GCAGUGGCUCUGUGCGGACCAGAUACAGUGAUCCUACCCGACAAGCGCUAUCUUCAUCAUCCCCAUCUGCAUAGACAAGUCAUAACGAAUACCGCGGCCACGUAUCUCCAGCUAUGGCUCUUUCAAAGCACACUACACCAUUAGGGUAUCUGCUACCUUCCAUUCACUCUGCACCGCCUUUCUUCACACAGCAACCCAACGUCGCCACACAAGCCAUCCUCACUGAACAGUGGUCCAGACUGAUCCUCUCGUACGCGCGGCAUCGCCAGCUGUUCUACAUACGUGUGGAGGACGCCGAGACUGCUGGAAAUGACUGGGACGAGAUUCUGCGAAAUGAACGGAUAAACCGACGCAUCACGCCAUCACAUCUCUCACUCAUUCUUGCCGACAUGGUCACGAAGAAUCGAGCUGUGUACGAGCCCGCUAAGCAGACACGAACUGUCUUGCUUCACUGGCGACAACCAGAGGAAUGGGCAGAAGUUCUACAUGACUGGGCAUCAUCAACCGGUCAACUGAACACUAUCCUGACAUUCUACGAGAUCAUCGAGCCACCGGUACCCUCACCGCUAUUAGGCAUUCCAACCACCCUCUUGCGCAAGGCAGUGAACACCUUGACAAAGACAAAUCGGGCACAAAUCAUUGCUGUGUCGGAUGGGGAAGGUGUCCGAUUACUGGGCGGGAACCCUGGGAAGUGAACCAUAUACCCCAAGCCCAUAACUACGUGUAUCAGUAACAUACCCUCGCGUAAAAACCGUUGGAAAUGCUACCGACCAUAUAUCAUGACUAUAUACCCCAUCACGACUGGACCUGCACUCUGCUCCUCGUAGCCGCCACAACAAUACUCGAAACGCUGGUCGCCACAGCACAAACCCCGACGAAUAUCUCCAGCGCCUGGA